AUGCAGAUCCGCCGGAAUGCGGAGGAGUUGCGAGCAUAUUUGUCCGACUUAAGAGAAUGGGAAGACAGCUUUGCAGAGGCGGAAGUUCCUCAAGUGGAAACAAGUGAGCAGCAACAGCGACACGAAGAAGAAAUAGAAACCGAAGACGCCAAGAAAACCACCCAGCAUCAACAACAUCUCUUGCAGUAUGAGGAUGUGAAACAGCAGCAGCAGCAGCUAGCGAGUGAGAAUCAGGAGGGAGGGCCAUCGUUUUUGGGUGGCUCUACGCCACCGCAAGCGCAGCGGCCUGCAGCAACAGCAACAAGCAACCGAAAGUUGGUACGCGAUUUGAAUCCUCUUGCGGAUUACUACAAGGCCUGGGACGCCUUUAAUCCUGACGACGAGACGGAUAGAGAAGAAGAAAACCGAAGCAGGCAAAAGCCAAAAACAGCAAAAGCAAAGAAAGCUUCUUCUGUAGGCAGUCAGCCUCGUCCUUCCGACUGUUUAAGCCUUAAAGGAACGGCGGAUACACCCGAACGUACUGUUUCCGUUUUGACGGAACAGGCAGACUCAUACGCACAAAAACCGCCUGGGGAAGAUUCAUAG
This is a messenger RNA of Eimeria acervulina, 585 nucleotides long. RefSeq lists its product as hypothetical. The transcript has a single exon. NCBI's taxonomy places the organism in Eukaryota, Apicomplexa, Conoidasida, Eucoccidiorida, Eimeriidae. Bases 1 to 585 code for a protein of 194 amino acids. The record is from RefSeq and is a predicted model, not a curated record.